GGAAGCCAGGUUUAUAAAGCAAAAGACACCGACCCCUACGCUGGCUUUUCCUCCCCAGCUCCUCUGUCCCCCGCUUGAGGUCUGCAUUCCAGCCAGCUGCCCACCGGCCUAGCCUCUCUUGCGCCAUGGCCCUCAGCGAUGCUGACGUGCAAAAGCAGAUUAAGCAUAUGAUGGCUUUUAUUGAACAAGAAGCCAAUGAGAAAGCAGAAGAAAUAGAUGCAAAGGCGGAAGAAGAGUUUAACAUUGAGAAGGGCCGCCUGGUGCAGACCCAGAGGCUGAAGAUCAUGGAGUACUAUGAGAAGAAGGAGAAGCAGAUUGAGCAGCAGAAGAAAAUUCAGAUGUCCAAUUUGAUGAAUCAAGCAAGACUCAAAGUCCUCAGAGCAAGAGAUGACCUUAUUACAGACCUACUAACUGAAGCAAAACAGAGACUCAGCAAAGUGGUAAAAGAUACAACUAGGUACCAAGUGCUGCUGGAUGGACUGGUCCUACAGGGUUUGUACCAGUUAUUGGAACCCCGAAUGAUUGUUCGUUGCAGGAAACAGGAUUUCCCUCUGGUCAAGGCGGCGGUGCAAAAAGCAAUCCCUAUGUACAAAAUUGCCACCAAAAAAGAUCUUGACGUUCAAGUUGAUCAGGAGGCCUUCCUGCCUGAGGAAAUAGCUGGUGGAGUUGAGAUCUACAACGGGGAUCGUAAAAUAAAGGUUUCCAAUACCCUCGAAAGCCGGCUGGACCUCAUCGCCCAGCAGAUGAUGCCAGAAGUACGGGGAGCCUUGUUUGGUGCAAAUGCCAACAGGAAGUUUCUGGAUUAAACCUGUGGGAGGCGGAGUUCACCCACUGCUCUACAGCUGUGAUAUGGAAGUUUCUGCUAUUUGAAGAAACAAGAUUAUCUCUGUAAUUUCCUCCUUGCUGUACUAAUAUUCUGUAUUUAUCAGUGGAUACCUUUCUGUAGCUAAUGCCCUUGGCCUAAUUAACAAUGAGAGAAAGUUACCCAACUUUCGCUUGCUUCUGCAGCAUCAAGGUGAGGGGACCAGAUGGUGGUUGCAUGAAAUUCAAGUUUGCUGCUCUUUGUCUGGUUCCAGUUAUCCAGUGUAGAGGGUGGUGGGUAAGGUGUUCUCCACUGUUAAAUCUCUUCAGGCUUAAAAUGCAUGUGGGGCACACAUUCCUCCCAGCGGUCGUAGCUUCACUGUUACCUGUUUGGGCCUAGUCGUUUUCCUCAUCUGUAAAUGUGAUUGAAAAUCUAAGCCAUGAAUAUGCUUUAUUUAUUAAAACAAAAGGUUUACGUGGAUUUCAUUGUAAAUUAUUAUGCCAGGGCACUGCGAAUUUGUGAUGUGAGAGAGUCAGGUCUUACCAGGGUGUCUAGAAAAGCAGCAUGUUCCAAAUCCCUUAAGCAUCUGCUGGUUGACCACUGUCAAUUCUUGAAACCAUUGUGUCCUUGGUGCUUCCUGCUCAUUUUAACCAGACCCUUCCCCGGAAAUAUCCCUUCCAACCCCUCGCGAUUGUAACGCACACACCACACACACAGGUGUUCGAGGGUUUGACAGCUUUAUUGAGGAAACAGUUUUAUUAGCUUUGGCGGAGUCAGAAAAGAAACCGGGUAUCUCGAGAGGAGUUACUUGUGUUAGGCCUGAAUAAACCCUUCCACAAAGGUCCUUUUCUUCCGCUUCUCAUUCUUU
Messenger RNA from Talpa occidentalis (Iberian mole), 1670 nucleotides. It is a transcript of the gene ATP6V1E1, whose product is annotated as ATPase H+ transporting V1 subunit E1. Gene Ontology annotation, biological process: proton transmembrane transport. Lineage: Eukaryota; Metazoa; Chordata; Mammalia; Eulipotyphla; Talpidae. Bases 126 to 806 code for a protein of 226 amino acids. Gene Ontology annotation, molecular function: proton-transporting ATPase activity, rotational mechanism. The record is from RefSeq and is a predicted model, not a curated record. The transcript has 9 exons. Gene Ontology annotation, cellular component: proton-transporting two-sector ATPase complex, catalytic domain.